This is a messenger RNA of Hymenoscyphus albidus, 1053 nucleotides long. NCBI's taxonomy places the organism in Eukaryota, Fungi, Ascomycota, Leotiomycetes, Helotiales, Helotiaceae. The record is from the annotation of a GenBank genome assembly.
AUGGCCCCCCAUGCUGCACCUCCAGCUGCACCUGUACGAGUACCUGCCACAAUCGCUAUCGCCAAUCCUCGGACAUUUUUGGCGUCUUAUCGGGGCGCUAAAGACUCUGACGAUCCACUAAAAUAUCCAACCCCAGUCAUCUGGUAUUUUUCGCGCAUCUCAGCGUACCUAGUAGCUACCUACAGUACCAUCACCACCUUUCGAUAAACAACCACAGUACUGGUAAUCAUGGCACCCAAAAGACCUCUCGAAGACGACAAUGCCGUUUCGGCGUCUAAGAAGCCCCGAUCAGGCUUCAAAGUAGGUCCUGACAAUCUUCCCGAUGGAACCUACAGAAGAAAAGGUAUUGAGACACCCCUCCUUCCCUUCAGCUACAGUACCAUAAGCUCAUACGUUACUACAGUAAUCAAGAUCAAAAAAGAUCUGAUCCACAAAGCCAAAGUCAAGAAGUCCUACGCCAAAAUCAAGGCUCAAGAACCCAUAGUCGAGGCCCCCGUCAUCAGCGAACCACUACCAGAACCUGUUUCGCAAGAACUCCACCCAGAGCGACAAGCAAUGCUUGAUGCGCCCAAAGAAUCCACCCCACCCCCUCAUCAACAAUCCGAAAGACCUCAGAAGCGCAGACAACAGAAGCCGAAAUACUUCGAGAAGGAGGAAGCUUAUGCUGCGCAGAAGAAGGCUGAGGCCGAGGCUAGGAGGGCAGAGUUUGAAAGGAGACAGAAGGAGAAAUCUCAGAAGAUUGAGGAAAGAGAGACUUUCCGCAAGGCCAUGGCGAAGGCUAGAACUGGUGGAAAGAAUGGACAGCGGAAGUUGGGCCGAGAAAGCAAAGUACUAUUGGAGAGAGUAAAGAAGAUUGUGGGAAAUUGAAGAAAGAAAGUGAAAAGUUUUGAUGCCCAUUUGCCGGCGUUGAUGUAUACAACAGACUUAAUAAUAUGAGAGUUCCUUGUCUUGGAGCAGAGAAAAGAAACACUUCAAGUUCGGGCUUUGAUUUAGUCGAUUGGGCCAUACUCUUCUAGAUCGAAAGGCUCUUUUUGGAAGCGGAAGCAUAGGAGA